Messenger RNA from Oryzias melastigma (Indian medaka), 3572 nucleotides. It is a transcript of the gene gdnfa, whose product is annotated as glial cell derived neurotrophic factor a. Lineage: Eukaryota; Metazoa; Chordata; Actinopteri; Beloniformes; Adrianichthyidae. The record is from RefSeq and is a predicted model, not a curated record. Gene Ontology annotation, molecular function: glial cell-derived neurotrophic factor receptor binding; receptor tyrosine kinase binding; growth factor activity. Gene Ontology annotation, biological process: negative regulation of neuron apoptotic process; positive regulation of branching involved in ureteric bud morphogenesis; peripheral nervous system development.
GAGCAUUUUUGUUGUUUUCUCAAAGGAUUGUUUUGGAAAACAGACAACUUGUGCGCUUCGCUUGAGUGCCGGAGACACUGAUGUCUUCAUUUGGCUCCUCUCGGCCGGAGAUGGUGGAUCUCUCUCGGAUUUCCAGCACACAAACGUAGCAUCCAAUUUUUUUACGCAUCUGUGGCACCCUGUCCACUGUCUUCUACACCUCGCCUUGGACUCCUUCGAGAGUGGAGAGACGCAUGGUUUGCUCGGUGCGCAGGGUCGGAUUGUGAAAACUGGCACACUACCUAGCCUAUAUCUGCUUUUCUUUCCGUUUUGUUUGGACUAAAAGCUGAAUUUGAACCCGCUCUGGGGACAUUUGCUCAUCGAUGUUUUUGAAAUAGUUCACUCAGUCAAGUCAGCUGGGGACGCUAAAUGAAGAGUUUGGAUUGUAACAUCAACAGCCAAGCGAGUUUCAAGUCCUCAUGGGCCAUAUGUAAGCACACACCAGACAAAGUGUGGAUCAGAGCCUCUUGACAUGAUGACACAGUUAUUAAUACAGAAUGAAUUGGGCUUUCUUUAUAGGAACUGAGUCUAAAAUGAAGUUAUGGGAUGUUUUGGCCACGUGUUUGUUGCUGCUGAGCUCUGUUGCUACAAGGCCUCUGUACCAAAGCACUCAUCCAGCCAAGAGGACUUACUUUCCCAGCAGCAGUGAUCCUGCGUUCCUGUCUGUGGAAGACGAAGAGCCACUGUUCCAGCGCAAGGAGCGCAAACUGAAGGACAUCUCAAUGGAGGAUCAGUAUGAUGCUGCAGGUCUCUACCCCGAUCAGUUUGAGGACGUUAUGGAUUUUAUCGAGGCGACCAUCAGCAGGCUGCGGAGGUCAUCAGAGCCCGGCGUCGGCUCCAGAGGCCGGCGGGAGCAGAAGCAGAGAAAAGCCGCAAGCUCAGGAGGCAGCAGAAGGGAUGAAGGCAGAGGGCACGGAGUCAAACGGAAGAGCAGAGGUCGAGGAGGAGGUCGCGGCGGCAAAGGAGGCAGAGGCGACAAGGGGAAGGAGGGGAUAUACGUUCAGAGCCGAGGCUGCCUGCUGAAGGAGGUCCAUCUCAACGUGACGGAUUUGGGGCUGGGAUACCAGACUAAGGAGGAGCUGAUAUUCCGAUACUGCAGCGGCCCGUGCGCCGAGGCGGAGACCAACUACGACAAGAUCCUGAACAACCUCACACACAACAAAAAGCUGGACAAGGACACGCCCUCGCGUACCUGCUGCCGGCCAAUCGCCUUCGACGACGACCUGUCCUUUUUGGACGACAACGUGGUGUAUCACACCCUGAAAAAGCAUUCAGCCCGGAAGUGCGGCUGCGUUUGACUCAACCCCAAGCAUGAGCAGCAGCCGCGGGACCCCGCCCCCUUUUUUAAAACCUGCUGUUGCAAAGGGAAGGAUUACUGUUGGAAAUGUAUGCAAAAGGUCAAAGGAGGAUCACACGGCCUCAUAUUUAAGAGGAGUGAAUAACUCUGGAACUGCCCAUCAAAAGCAAACUCGAGCAUUUUGUCUGUGUGCGUCCAGAACGGUAUCAGGUGUGCACCGCCUCGAAGAACAUGAAACACUGCUACACCUUCAGGAGGAGGAGCUCUUCCUGUCUUUCUUUCCUUGCUUGUUGGCAGUCGGAAGAUCUGCAUCUGGAUGUUAACCGAAACAUCGAGCCAAGGAACCACACCAGAGAGCAACUGCAUUCAAAUCCACUCCUAUAUAUAUAUAUAUAUAGUAAGAGGUAUAUUUAUUAAGAUGAAAUUAACUUAUUGUUAUUUAUUUCAAUCCAUUUUAUGAGAGAAUUUGUCUUUUUUUGUAUUUAUUUAACAGCUUUGCUCGUCCUGGAUGGUGCCUAAGUAGAGCGUCAGCGGCUAACGUACACUCCCACACAUAUUAGUGUUGCUUUUUGUAUGACAUUUAGAUUCCAGGGGUUUGUUUGGUUGUUUUUUUUCCUCCCCCAAAUGAUCAGCGUUAGUCAUCCGGAUAGCUAGAAAUGCAGAGACAGGGACCAAUACAGGAGAUCUGAUCGAUUGUUUGGAAUGGUUUUUAUGUGCUCGUUCCUCUUGACCGUGACCACUCUGGAUCCAGCCUCAAAACUACAUUUCAGUUUACUGUCUGUUUACAAGAAGGCGACUCACGUCUGCUCAAAGGAAGAUUUGAAGACAGUUCUUUUUUCCCAUCACUUUUGAUCUAUUUUCAAAGCGUUCCCAGUAGUUUUUUUUUUUUUUUUGCGAUUACGCCGUUUUUAGCCUCAUUUAACACAAAACUGUAUCGUUUUCGUGUCCAUUUCUACAGAGCAGCAGGAGUUUGUCAGAAAUUUGCCUCUAAGUUGGCGCAGAGUACGCCUGCCCUCAUUUCCUAUCAUCCAUUUGUUUACACACUCUCCCACUAGCUUGCAUCCCCUCACAAGCUAACAUUAGCAGUGCAGUUAAAAUGGUGAGAGAUAUUGGAAUUAUUACAAUUUUGAACCAGAUUCCAGUUUUUUGGCCCACCGACUGAAGCAUCACAUCUACAAGCUUUUUCAAACGUCACAUUCAUUUGAAUAAAUAAUUUUCUUUUUAUAUGUCCUACAUCAUGAGAAAAAGGUUACAAAAACAAGCUAAAAAAAUCAUUUUUCAUUGGAGUGGGUCUUUAAAGAUCCACCCUCUGCUGCACAACUCAAAUACCGGCUGAUCAGGACUGGCCUCGCAGAAUCAGGCUUUGCGGUGGUCCCAGUAGGUUUUAGAGUUCACAGGACUGCCAGCUUCUCUGUCUGCUCUCUGACUGACAGGUCUUAUUUCCUCAAAGGGGAUUUGAAAGUGAUCCUCCAAAGCGAGUCUUAACCAAAUAUCCCCACUGGCAAAAAGGCCGUUUAAGGAAAGUCGAGCUACUGUAGCGUCUGUCAUCACCCGAAUGAUGCAGAAAUCAAAAGACGUUUGGACUAAAGAGUACGUUUAGGAAUAACCCAGUGACUCAACGUGUAACAGCCUGUAAAUUGAUUAAAACUGUUCAUAAAGGAGGCUCUUUUGAGAGCGUGGCGCUUCAAGUGGAAUAAAGAGAGCCUUUUGUAGGUCUUGAUGUUAGCUCGGAUUAGGGACCAAGGUAUCUGUGCCCACCCUGCAGCAAGCAGGUCAGCUGUAGCGAAUAAUCCCCCCCCUCACAAAAAAAUAAAUAAAAUCCACAUCAAUCUGAAUUUAGGCCACAGAGGAGGAGGAAAACAAGCUCGUAUCAGAACAUACUUCAUCAAGUGAAUCAUCUUCCUCGUUUAACGUCUGAUUUGGGCUGAAACGAUUCCAGAUGAGCUCAUCUACCUUUAGCGCCUCCAAAUACCAAAACAUUCAAGCCCGUGACCUGUCACAGCUUCAUUUUCUUUGUUCUACUUUGUAACUUUUCAUUUUGAUGCGAAAGAGUCCGCGGUGUGAAUAUUUGAAGUUUGUUUUCUCUCCGUUAAUACCUACAUGAAAAAAACAGAAACCCUGUCAUGUCGCCUCAUUUGUUUUGUGUUACAGAACCAAAGCUCUCUGCAAACUUUAUUUUUGUACAAUAUUCAUUUUAUAACUUUUUACAGAAGUAAACUUGUUUCUAUUUAAUGAA